AUGCAAAUUCUGCUGGAUAUGCAGCCCAAAUCCCUGGCCCCGGCCUUGUACAUCACCGGCCUGGGAUCGCAAUAUCCACCUUAUUUACUAGGACCGAAGGACCUUGACAAAUUGGCAGCGCGCUUUUGUGAUCUCAGUCGUCCAGGAAUCAAAAAGUUACUCCAAGUCAACCGCUCAACGGGCAUUGAAACCAGAUCUGCAAUCCAACCGUACGAGGCAGGAUUUGCAACGCAAAAAGACCCACCCUCAAUCAGUGACAUUGACCAUUUUUUCCGUCAAGCUGGAGUGGACCUAGCCGUACAAGCAUGCCAAAAGGCCCUCAAGGACGCAAAUAUCGCACCCGAACAGAUCACCCACACGGUCGGCGUGACCUGUACCAACCAAGGUAACCCAGGUUAUGAUUUUCACGUAGCCCGCCAAUUGAACCUUCCACUCAAUGUCGACCGCACCCUUCUCCACGGCGUUGGAUGCGCGGGCGGGCUGUCAAUAAUGCGGGCCGCCGCGCAGAUAGCCGGCGGGGCAAGUCUGCGGCGGAAACCGGCCCGCAUUUUGGCGUUUGCUUGCGAGCUGUGUACGCCUAACGUGCGACAUUAUUUAUCCAUGGCGGAGCUUGGCACCAACUCGGAUCAAGUGAAUAUCGCUGCGGCUUUGUUUUCGGAUGCUGCGGCUGCUUUUGUUCUGUGUAAUGAGUAUGCCAUGGCUCAGGACAAGCAAGUCACUGCUCAAUUUGAGCUUCUUGAAUGGGGCUGUGAUUUGGUUGCGGGUACUGCUGAGCAUAUGACGUUUUAUUCAGAUAUUGAUGGUUUGUCGAUCGUUGUUUGCCCAUUGAAGAAACCUUGA
Messenger RNA from Penicillium salamii, 840 nucleotides. The record is from the annotation of a GenBank genome assembly. Lineage: Eukaryota; Fungi; Ascomycota; Eurotiomycetes; Eurotiales; Aspergillaceae.